AUGUCCGUCUAUGAUGAUAUCAAUCAACAAGCUGAUGACAAAUCACAAAUAGAAAAACCAGAAGCGGGACAACCUGUUGGACAUCUUAAAGAUGGGACCUUAGUUUAUCCUGGAGAUGAAUUGGAUUCAGAUGUAACAUUAUUUCUUGAAUGUGGGAAUUGUACAUGCGAUCAUACUUCAUUAAAUUGCAAACCAGGUGCAUGCACAGAGGAUGGAAACUGGAGUUCAUGGUCACCCUGGGGCGAGUGCGAUCGCACAUGUGGUGAAACAGCAGAGCAAGUCAGAAGUAGAACAUGUGACAAUCCAUCACCUGCCAAUGGUGGCAGAGAGUGUGUUGGGCCUGAAAUAGACAGAAAAUAUUGCAGUGUUCCAGAAUGUGCAGUAAAUGGUGAGUGGACACCAUGGUCUGAAUGGAGUGAGUGCUCAGCAACUUGCAAUGGAGGCUUCAUCAACAGAUACAGAGACUGCACAGACCCAGAACCUCAGAAUGGUGGAGAAAACUGUCCCGGUCUUGCUCAGAACACUGAAAGAUGUAAUACUGAUCCAUGUGAAGAGGAAUGUACUGAUGGAAAAGAGUAUACAAAUUGUGAGGAUGUAGUUUGUCCUGCUACUUGUGAUGAACUAUCCGAGAAGACGAAUUGUGCGGAGUGUGUUCCUGGUUGUCAUUGUGCUGAAGGUAAAGUUGAACAAGACGGAGAAUGUGUGGAUGUAUCUGAAUGCAGAUGCCCAUUUGAUAUGUCAGCGCUUAUAAAAGUACAAGGACCACUGACAACUCCUGCAAAAAGUGUUAUUGAAGAAAUUGCAACAACACCCAGAAUUAGACUGACCGGCCCAGAACCAGGUGAACCAUUUGGACCGGGUGGUCCACUCGGGCAAGGUGGGCCAGGGGGGCCUGGAGGACCUGGUGGACCUGGAGGACCUGGAGGACCUGGUAUGUUUGCUUAA
Saccoglossus kowalevskii is the source of this 945-nucleotide messenger RNA. Its product is annotated as SCO-spondin-like. The record is from RefSeq and is a predicted model, not a curated record. Lineage: Eukaryota; Metazoa; Hemichordata; Enteropneusta; Harrimaniidae.